UCCUCAUCGACAAACUCCCCUGCGCCGGCCGACAAUGAAGAGUCCGACUUCUUCCUGGGUGCCAACGACUCCCAGUCCUCGCUCGGCGUCCCCAACUUCUCAGACAUGCAGGUCGUCGACGACGCCUGCUGGCCGCCCGUCAACCGGCUGCCCAACGAGAUCCUCAUCGGCGUCUUCUCCAAGCUGAGCUCGACGGCCGACCUAUACCACUGCAUGCUCGUGUCCAAGCGCUGGGCUAGGAACGCUGUCGACUUGCUGUGGCACCGGCCUGCCUGCUCCAACUGGAAGAACCACCACAGCAUCUGCCAGACGCUCGGCCUCGAGCACCCCUACUUCCAGUACCGCGACUUCAUCAAGCGCCUCAACCUCGCCGCCCUCGCCGACAAGGUCAACGAUGGAAGCGUCAUGCCCCUCGCCGUCUGCUCCAGGGUCGAGCGCCUGACGCUGACCAACUGCCGCGGCCUGACCGACACGGGCCUCAUUGCCCUCGUCGAGAACAGCUCGUCUCUGCUGGCCCUGGACAUUUCCAACGACAAGCACAUCACCGAGCGCUCCAUCAACGCCAUCGCCAAGCACUGCAAGCGCCUGCAGGGCCUUAACAUCUCGGGCUGCGAGAACAUUUCUAACGAGAGCAUGCUCACCCUAGCCCAGAACUGUAGAUAUAUCAAGAGGCUCAAACUCAACGAGUGCAUUCAACUGCGCGACAACGCCGUCCUUGCCUUUGCCGAGCACUGCCCCAACAUUCUCGAAAUCGACCUCCAUCAGUGCGUCCAGAUCGGAAACGGCCCCAUCACGUCUCUGCUGGCCAAGGGUAACAGCCUUCGCGAGCUCAGGCUGGCCAACUGCGAGCUGAUCGACGACGACGCCUUCCUCUCCCUGCCGCCGACCCAAGUCUACGAGCACCUGCGGAUACUCGACCUGACGUCCUGCAGCCGGCUGACGGACGCUGCCGUGGCCAAGAUUAUCGAUGCCGCUCCCCGUCUGCGAAAUCUGCUCCUGUCCAAGUGCCGCAACAUCACGGAUGCCGCCAUCCACUCCAUUGCCAAGCUUGGCAAGAACCUGCACUAUGUCCAUCUCGGCCACUGCGGCCAGAUCACCGACGAGGGCGUCAUCCGCCUGGUGCGGAGCUGCAACCGCAUCCGCUACAUUGACCUGGGAUGCUGCACGCUCCUCACGGAUGUGUCCGUCCGAUGCCUCGCUACUCUGCCCAAGCUGAAGCGCAUAGGCUUGGUCAAGUGCAGUAACAUUACCGACGAGUCCGUCUUUGCGCUUGCCGAGGCAGCUUAUCGUCCGCGGGUGAGGAGAGAUGCCAACGGAAUGUUCUUGGGCGGCGAGUACUUUGCUCCCAGCCUGGAGCGUGUUCAUCUCAGCUACUGCAUUAACCUGACGCUCAAGAGCAUCAUGAGGCUCCUCAACUCGUGCCCUCGUCUCACGCAUCUCAGCUUGACUGGCGUGGCGGCGUUCCAACGGGACGAGUUCCAGCCCUUUUGCAGGCAAGCGCCAGCUGCAGAGUUUACGCAGCAUCAGCGGGACGUCUUCUGCGUCUUCUCUGGAAACAUGGUGUCCAAGUUCCGCGACUACCUGAACACGGCGCCA
Molecule: messenger RNA, 1596 nt
Organism: Trichoderma reesei QM6a
Lineage: Eukaryota; Fungi; Ascomycota; Sordariomycetes; Hypocreales; Hypocreaceae
Exons: 4
Molecular function (GO): protein binding
Source: RefSeq, a predicted model, not a curated record